AUGUGCUUUGUCCUGCUUCCGUGGGCAACGAUAUCGAAGCUGCGUAAUGAAGGCAAGUUACAUGUAAGCUUCUCAUAUUCGAUGGUUCACACGACUCCCACCCAUGUGCGGAUGCGGGUCGCCGAGUAUCACGAACGGAGGCCUGCAUUCGGCGCAAACGAGACCCCAAGCACAACGAGAUGUGUUGAAAAUGACAAGUCAAAGAGGCCCGUCAACUUGUAUACAUCUUUCUCAGCAUAUCGCCUGCCUUGCUUCCUUCCUUUGCGAUCUCCGAAAGCAAAUUCCCACCGCGGUUCCUCUGACUUUAUGGCAUUCAGAGUCUCCUCCAAGAAGCCAGCCAUGCGAUUCCAAAACGCUGCCCGACAACAGCGGAGUCUGCCCAGCGUACAUCACCACAAGACUAGUGGUAAAGUCAAGAACCACAAGCCAAAGGCGGACAAAGGAGUUCUGUAUCUCCGGCAAGGAGAGGGCGGUAUCUUUACUCUUCCAGUAAAAUGCGAGUCGGAGGAAGGUCAGAUUUUCAACACGACCAAGAUUGGCACGACUGGCUGCAUCACAUGCGUAGGCGUCUACAUACCGAUCGACGAAAAUCGCUGCUUCGCCGCUCACCUUGAUGGCCGCCUCGAGUUACCCGACAGGAUGACGGAAAUGAAGAUGUUCCAGGUGCCAAACAAUUUUGAAGUCUCAUGCAGGAACGCGGUUCGAUGGUGCCUGGACCGAACAUUUGAAGGCAUGCAAGGAGAUGUUGAGACAAUCCGUACAAGGCAAGAUCUGAAAGACAGAGCAAUCGUGAUCUGUCCAUGGCAAACAGUCGGAGGUCAGAAAGCAACGGGUCACCAUUUCAUCAAAGCGCUCUGCGAGUAUUUCCUUCUGGACGAGACCAAGGUCGUGAAUAAGCAACUAUGUCAUGGCUUCGUCGUCGACCACACGGAUCACUCGACGCAAAGCGUACAGUUUCUGGGAUGGAAUCGUCCCGGUCCAAGCGAGAGCGAUUUCGACAACAUGGUCGAGAUCGCGAGCAAAAUUACCAAGUCCACAUUCCAUGAGAACUGGCGCAAAGUCUUCCGUGUGACGUGGGAGUACGUUAUGCCAGAUACUCUGGGAUGGAUGCUGGGUAUACAGCAAGACGGAUCGGACGGAGUGCCUUGGCAAAUCACUGGAUACGAAGGCGGAAAGUGGACGAGAGGCGUACCAUAA
Messenger RNA from Pseudocercospora fijiensis CIRAD86, 1197 nucleotides. RefSeq lists its product as uncharacterized. The record is from RefSeq and is a predicted model, not a curated record. Bases 1 to 1197 code for a protein of 398 amino acids. NCBI's taxonomy places the organism in Eukaryota, Fungi, Ascomycota, Dothideomycetes, Mycosphaerellales, Mycosphaerellaceae. The transcript is spliced from 3 exons.